AUGUUCGACUCGACAGUCCUUCCGGCGCUCUGUUACGCAGCGGAGACGUGGGCAGACACCGCUGCCACGUCUAGGAAGCUACUUACUACCCACAUAGCUCUUGAGAGAUGCCUUCUGAAGUUUAACCGGUGCACACAUCUAGCCGGUCUUCGCAGCUCCGACUUAAGAGAAAUGUCCCGUCCUCGCGGCCCAGCGGAAUAUGUAUCGAAAGCAAAACAUAGAUGGGUCGGUCACAUCAUGAGAAGAAUCGACGACAGAUGGACUAAAAGAACGCUAGAGUGGAUCCCAAGAGAUGCUAAACGCCCUCGAGGGAGACCGCCAACGAGAUGGGGUGACGUGUUCGCUACACGGAUGGACCAGCUGAGAGCUGGAUACGGCUCAAGGACCUCGUCAACGUCAUUCACGAAACCUGAGGACAUCUUGGAUGACAAUGGCGAGUGA
Messenger RNA from Necator americanus (New World hookworm), 441 nucleotides. RefSeq lists its product as uncharacterized. Bases 1 to 441 code for a protein of 146 amino acids. The transcript has a single exon. The record is from RefSeq and is a predicted model, not a curated record. Lineage: Eukaryota; Metazoa; Nematoda; Chromadorea; Rhabditida; Ancylostomatidae.